This is a messenger RNA of Trichomonas vaginalis G3, 915 nucleotides long. Its product is annotated as organellar and viral DNA polymerase type B. Lineage: Eukaryota; Parabasalia; Trichomonadida; Trichomonadidae. The record is from RefSeq and is a predicted model, not a curated record. Bases 1 to 915 code for a protein of 304 amino acids. The transcript has a single exon.
AUGUUAGCAACAACUUCACCAAACUCUUUAGUUAUGAACCCAACUUCAAUGUUAGUAGAGAUGAAAAGCUUCAUUCCUUCUUCAUAUACUUUUGAGACAGAAAUCCAGAAGAUAAAGCAAGAACUUCUCCAAGGAGAUUUAGAUUGCACUGCAAAAGAUGAAACAAAUGAAGAAUAUCUUUAUGAAAUGCAGGACCUCAUCGACCAUUUGCCUAAACUUCCUGAAAUACAACAACAAAAGCUCACUAUUCCAGAAUUCGAUGAAAUAGAAGUAAAAACAACCGACUCGGUAGAAAUAAAGAAGUUCAUACGUAAGGUUAACUAUGAGUUUCUAGGAUUUCAUUGCAACCAUAAGGUUAUGGACAAAGAUUGCGACAUGGUAUAUAAGAACAUCUCUGACAUAUAUAAAUCUGGGGAGUUUAAGACCUACGACAACUUUGUUUCGUUAGUUGCUGAAUGUGUAUGGCAGAUAAGAGAUAAAGAUAGAAGAGGUAAAGUAUGGAACGAACAGAUAAAACCAGCAACUUUUGAAUUUAAGAGGACCAUUGACGCUAUAGUUGUACUUGCAGGACAAAUUUCAAUGUACAAUGCUAAAAUGAACCCACAAUGUUCUAAAUGUAAAGCAGCAAUGAGGAAAUAUAACUACUCCGUCAAAGAGAUAGAACGUAUGCGAAACGACUAUGCUGACUUAAAGAAAGAAGUAGAGAAACCAGCAGAAGAUAAAAUGGACAUGUUAGCAUUUCUGAACAAAAACUAUCCAACUGCAGAAGAUUUCCUUUUAUCUGACGUCAAGAAGAAGUAUAAAGAAACUUUCGGUAUCGUUAAAACAUUCGAUGUACUGACAGAAGAAAUAGAAGCUACAAAAUUGUUUAGAGUCAUGAACCAUCGCAACAUAUACCAUGUAAAACGCUUGUAA